CGACAGUCCGUGAAGGCACCAUGGGGCCUUGCAUGUACUUCCGGUAGCAGAAGCUCAGUCAGCUGUCACAAAGUGAGACAAGAGGAUCGUUCACCCGAGACAAAUAACACCAAAAUGUCUAAUUUGCACACCGUGUUCAGUGACUACACGUUGACUCAGCUCAACGAAAUUCUAGAGGACGAAGAAAAACUUAGCAAAAUGGUGCUGGACGAGAUGCAGGAAGUCCAGCAAAGCAAAGAAACGACACAGGUGAACAACAGAACUCUGGCAGAAGACAACCUUGCCCUCCAACCUCGACUGGAGCUCAAGAAAGAGCAGCUGACCAAGAUAUACAGUCGUCUACAGGAGAGCUUUGAAGCCUAUCAGCUGCGCAAGUCCACCCUAGACCACAAAUCAGGAAACACAUCACUGGACAUUCUGUUGGCUUUACUGCAGGCGGAGGGAGCCAAAAUAGAAGAGGAAACUGAGAAUAUGGCUGAUUCUUUCCUGGAUGGUGACAUGACCCUGGAUGCCUUCAUUGAUUCCUACCAAAACCAGAGGAAGUUGGCCCACUUGAGGAGGGUGAAGAUCGAGAAGUUGCAGGAGAUCGUGCUGAAGGGCCAGCCGUCACGAUCUACCUCCCAUUCUCAGGAUAUGUCGGCCGCAGCCAGGCCCUCGUCCUCCCUCCUCCCCGAGGCCGGCAAUGACUUGUCUCCUUUGCUGCAGUCCAGGAGAAAGCCUCCACCGCCUCCAUCCCAGCCAGCCCCAAAACUAAACCCAGCUCCCGUCGCUCUCCCCCAGCCUUCGACCUACUACGCCGUAUCACCUUACCCCCCAAUUCCUCCCAGAACAGGCCAACCCUACCCAAGUGCUACACCCGCCUAUCCCUUCUUAUCUCAGUACCCACCUGCUUUGCCACAGAGGCCCCCAUCUAGUGUGGCCCCGCAGCCUGGAUUCAUCAUUCAGUGAAUGAACAGUGUGUGCCAAGGACAAUUCACCACUGGAACUCCUCGAAGAACAAUCGUCUGUGGCGUUUACCAUCUUUGAUUCUUGAUCAAUCCCCCACACAGACCUGAGAUGUUUAGCUGAAGCCAAUGGGUAAUAACGUGAUAUUUGCAUAGCACUCACUCAACACUCCAAACUUUGGGAAUUUGGCCUCCAUUCACUCCACCUGGCUGAGUGUCCACAGAAGAAGGGCCCAGUGGAGCCCACAGUGACACAAGCUGCUCAGCUCGUCCUCUUAUUAGCACUUUUUUUUUGUUCUCUGCAGGCCUAUUAAUGUUUGGUCUCUCCUUUCCCUGCAGGCGUGUUCCUCAGCAUUUGUGGAAGCUCACACAUGUUCCAUGUGCGGCAGUCCAAUAUUACUGUUUAUAUAUGCAAACAAAGAGACCAUAUUUACUGUGUUUUGUCAGAAUAUAUUCAUGGAAAAAGCAUCUAUGCUGUGAUUUUUUUCUUUUCUUCCCCCCUAUACAAGUUCACAUGGUAUUUAGAGAAUACUAGGGGUGUAACGGUACGUGUAUUUGUAUUGUACGGGGGUUCCGGUUCGGUUCGGAGGUGUACCGAACGAGUUUCCACACGGACAUAUUAAGUAGCGUAACGCAUGUUGUGUAAACAAUGCACACCGAGGCACAACACACGGCAUGCUAGCAGCUAACGGGCUACGAUAGACCGACCAUACGUCCUCUUUUCACCGGACAUGUCCUCUUUUGCGGAGCUGUCAGGGCGGAGUUUCUUAAAUGCCUCAAAUGUCCGGCAUUUUGAGUUAGGGUUGCGUGUAUUUUUAAUGUACGUUCAGGGCUAAGAAGGGGUUAAAAACAAAACAAAUUGUGCGUGCAGCAGCAUUUGUGAGGGAGGGGCAGAGACAGAGAGAGAGAGAGAGUUAUGAUAAACGCGCAUGUGUUGCCAGGCUCUGCUUUUUAUCCAUAGAUUUAUCAGAUUUAAUUUUUUAUUAUCUAUAUGUCAAAAGUGUGCCAUUUGUGGCCCACAGCUAAUGUUUUAAAGGCCCAUGGCACAUUCUAAAAAUACUCUUAAAAUAAACAAAAACAUAACACAAGUGAAAUAAAAAAGCUUAAAGGUUAAAUGUAAUUUAGAAAAAGUUGCAAUGUUGACUAAUAAAAGAAAGCUGUUUAUUUUUCUUUCAAACUGUCAUUGCUCAAAACAUAAUAUUGAAUCAAAAUCAAUGUUAUUAUGAAUUAUUGACCUAUCACAUCAAAUAUUCCACUAAGAAAAAUAUUUUUGGUGGAAAAUUUUGCAAAUUUGGUAAAUAAAUAACCCAAAAAUGUAUAUUUUGUUGUUUUCUUACUGUACCGAAAAUGAACCGAACCGUGACCUCUAAACCGAGGUACGUACCGAACUGAAAUUUUUGUGUACCGUUACACCCCUAGUAUAAACAUAUUCAAUUUGAGCAUUUUUUUUUUUUUUUUUAAGUUCUUUAUGUUAAUGCUAAAUAGUCUCGACUGAUCAACAUGUUCAAAGGUGUGUCUCAAGUCUGCCUUGUCCAGAUGGCCGACCUUGCACUUGGGCCGUCUCAGGGGGAAAGUCUAAAGAGGCUUGAGAAGAUUGGUGGCUGAACUAUUUGGGAUGAAUCAUUUGGGCUUUUAGACUCCUGUUGAAGUCGAAGGAGUCGUGAAAGGCCAUCAGUGCUCGUCCUUUUGUGUCUUCUUUUGCUUUACGCUCGUUCAUUUUGUCCUCCGUUCAUCUUCAGUGCUCUUACACGUGCUUGUCUUUCACAUCACUCCGUAUGAAAGUUGUUUUUUAUUGUAAAUGACACCCUUUUGUGUUUCUGACGUGGAGGUAAAACACAUCUGGCUGGCACAAAUACAAACCACAUUUAUUCAAGCCUUGAAAAUAUCAAUGAUUUUUCAAUACGAGAGGAAUAUCAAUUGACUCGUUACUGCUGUUCGCUGUUGAAGAGCCACCAGUGCCUAUAGACGUGUCGGGACUUUGACCAGGUUCUGCUGACUGCUCCGUUUUCCCGGUCCUAGACUUUGGAAUGACGCCAUUGAGCGCGUGCCAGUGUGACGUCCUCCGGCUUUGUGCCAACUGGUGCUCGUCGACGUAGGCGUGACCUCCAAUAGUACUGCAUGUCACCUUUCUUUUAAUCUACUUUGUGAAAUAACAGGGCUCUGAAAUGUCAUAUCUUUGUUGUGUUUACCCCGAGAUAAGAAUACAUCAUCAACUGGACAGGGAUGUUCGCUAAAUCAUCCAUGACAUGAACCCACAUUUCUAAAAAAACUGAAGAGUGAUGAUGUCGUGCAUGCCCUUUGUGUUCAGUCUGAAGAUUCCUAAUACCUUUUUUUGUUUGUUUUUGCUUGUUAAUCUGGUUUGACGGGUUAUCUGUAACUAGUGUUUAUAUGUGCUUGGUGAUAUUUUUAGUGCUGUUGUAGGUGUUUACUUAUUCUGAAUGGAAUGUUUUUGCUAUUUUUAAGUUCAAUAAAUCUCAAAAGUUG
Messenger RNA from Nerophis lumbriciformis (worm pipefish), 3428 nucleotides. RefSeq names its product VPS37B subunit of ESCRT-I a (gene vps37ba). Gene Ontology annotation, cellular component: ESCRT I complex. The record is from RefSeq and is a predicted model, not a curated record. NCBI's taxonomy places the organism in Eukaryota, Metazoa, Chordata, Actinopteri, Syngnathiformes, Syngnathidae. Gene Ontology annotation, biological process: protein targeting to vacuole; ubiquitin-dependent protein catabolic process via the multivesicular body sorting pathway; protein targeting to membrane.